GCCAUGUCAAGUGAAAAAAAGAGCGAGGUGAACUAAUUGCGGAGAAGAAGGAGCUGUUAUUUUGAGACGCACUGUGUUGAAGUCCGCGGAUUUAUUUAUAAAUGACGGUUAGCUUUGUAGCGAAUGUAGGCGCUGUUGAAGCUGCUCAGUAUUAUGUUUCUUUUAAGCAGAUAAUAACAUUACUGGGACAGUUUGGCAUCGUUGUCCUAAGAAAGGAGUAAUAAACUGAACCUGCUUCGCGUUGUUUUAUGUGACCCAGUAACGUUAGUUUGUUCUGGAGGAAACGAGCCAAAUGAUGUCAGGAAAGCAUUACAAGGGACAAGAAGUCAGCUGCUGCAUCAAAUAUUUCAUAUUUGGAUUUAACAUAAUAUUUUGGUUGCUUGGUGUGGCUUUCCUUGGAAUCGGAUUGUGGGCAUGGAAUGAGAAGGGCGUUCUGUCUAACAUCUCGUCCAUCACGGAUCUGGGUGGAUUUGAUCCGGUGUGGUUGUUUCUGGUGGUUGGAGGGGUGAUGUUCAUCCUGGGUUUCGCUGGCUGUAUCGGGGCCUUGAGGGAAAACACCUUACUGCUCAAAUUCUUUUCUGUGUUUCUGGGGAUAAUCUUCUUCCUGGAGCUGACCGCCGGUGUCCUGGCCUUUGUCUUUAAAGACUGGAUUAAAGAUCAGCUCAACUUGUUCAUCAACAAGAACAUACAAGCCUACAGAGAUGACAUUGACUUGCAGAACCUCAUCGACUUCACUCAGGAAUAUUGGGAAUGCUGUGGGGCGUUUGGAGCAGAUGACUGGAACCUCAACAUCUACUUCAACUGCACAGACAGCAACCCCAGCCGAGAAAAAUGUGGCGUGCCCUUCUCCUGUUGCACCAAAGACCCAGCGGAAGAUGUCAUCAAUACACAAUGUGGAUAUGAUGUUCGGGCAAAACCGGACGCAGACCAGAAGACAUUUAUUAAUGUCAAAGGCUGUGUGCCACAGUUUGAGAGAUGGCUACAGGACAACCUGACCGUAGUGGCUGGGAUCUUCAUCGGCAUCGCUCUGCUGCAGAUAUUUGGAAUAUGCCUUGCACAGAAUUUAGUCAGCGAUAUUGAAGCUGUGAGAGCCAGCUGGGUGCCGCCCCCCUCUUACGUCGCCCGCCGCCCCCCGUCCCACUACAGCAAGAAGGCCUCGGCGUACUCCUGAGGGAGUUUGUUCACAUGAAGCGGCAGCUAGUCGUUCAGACACUCGCAGGCCUGCGCCAGCACCAUCAUGGUGGAGAAUGAUGAACACGAGAUGCCAAGUGCACUGUUUGUGUUUGUGUGUGUGUGUGUGUAACCUUUCACCAUCUGUAAAUAGAGUGUCAAGUGUCAAAACAGGUGUAAUGUGAAAUAUUAAGUGUUCACAGAGGUUGCGUUAACCCAAAAAUGACCACCAUUUACAGGACUAUACAAGCAUCACUCAAAACACUUCCCAUCACUUUGACACAAAAUAUAAGAUAAUUGAAACCACAACUGGCUCGCUAGUUCAGUUUUUAAGACACUGGGGAUUAGGGAUGUCUGGUGCACUGCAAAAACCAGUGAACUAAUGUUAAAUAUCACUUAAACAUAUUAAUAACAACAAAUGAGUUUAUUUGGCGCAGUGACUUUCAUUUAUUAAGCUAUAGUCAGUGUUAACGUCAGGCUUUCGGGUAACGUUUAUUUUGUUAAUCUCUCAGUCAUCAUUGUUUUCUAUUGCAUGUUUUAAAACUCCACCGCUUUGAUCAUUUUUUGAAGCAUUUAAAGAGACAAUUUGAGAGAUCCAGCGUGACGCAUGAUAUUUAUUAGAGUUUUAAUUGUUCCGUUAUAUUGUUAUUGAUUUUAUAUUAAAAAUAACUUUGUAUUUUGGUCAUGCAAACUUGGAAACCACACCAAAUGUAAUGUUUAAUGCUUUCCUCUCUUUGCAUAUGAGCUUUAUAUUCCACUAUUUCAUACUAUAUGACCCUGAUGUAUCACAUAUGAUACUCAUCAAAAACACAUGCUUAUUUAAACUGUUGCAUUUUAAAAAAAAAUUUCUGACGUCUGGCUUUACAAGGUCAGUUCUUAAAAAUGAUGAUAUGAUCUACAUCUAGGCCUAAAUAAUAAUCCAGGGUAUUAAAAGGAGAGUUUGUUGAGUGGCGAACGCAGCCUCUGUCGGGGAGUUUCUCAUUGACCGUGUUUUUUAUUAUUCUGUUAACACGGGUUCAUGCACUUCAGCUGUACAUUACAUUUCACUCUUACGUAGAAACAUUUCGAAGCAAAUCUUGCUGCUUGUGUUCAAUAAAACAGUCAGGAAGUCAAUCAGACAUUUAAUUUAGUAAACUGUAAUUUACAGAUUAGAGAUCCCAGGAAAUGUUUAUCUUUCACAAGCAAUUUCUGAUCAGGAGAAGCAUGCAUUUCUGUAGCGUUUGGACUAAUCAGAAGCUUGUUUGUUGGAAAUAUCCGAGUGAUAUUAUAACACUCUCACAAUGCAAACACAGUUGGAUGGUAACACACUACUGUAUGUAGCACACACGUGUAAUUGUACAUCACUAAAACGGCUUUUAACAUGCUUUAUGUCUUUUUUUCUUUUAAGGACGUUCUGAUGUAGCUUUUACAGAUACAAUUAAUUUCAAAUGUGUUGAAGGGAGAGAGGGUUUGAUCUGAAGGUGUGAUGAUGAUAUUAAUGUUUAGGCUGUGCUCCAGCAAUAAGAACAAACAUUUUCAAUAAAUGAUUUCUCAGCAUUGUAAUGGGGUUUCUGUAUAAUACAUUUUUCAGUCCCAUGUUA
Carassius gibelio (silver crucian carp) is the source of this 2750-nucleotide messenger RNA. Its product is annotated as tetraspanin-5. Lineage: Eukaryota; Metazoa; Chordata; Actinopteri; Cypriniformes; Cyprinidae. The record is from RefSeq and is a predicted model, not a curated record. The transcript is spliced from 11 exons. Bases 293 to 1171 code for a protein of 292 amino acids. Gene Ontology annotation, cellular component: membrane. Gene Ontology annotation, biological process: protein maturation; regulation of vascular endothelial growth factor signaling pathway; protein localization to plasma membrane.